AGACUGAGAGCUUCAGAGCAGCAUGACUUCAGUGAGACAUCUCAGGACUGACGCGAUGUCUGGACCGUCUGGUGUGAUGGAAUGCCGCUUUCCACCGAGGCUGCUGAUCACAUUUCUGCUCGUAUCUACUAACACUGCCUGUCUCUACGGACAUCUUACCACAGGUGUGGACCCCAUUCUUCAUUGUGUAAACGAUUACCUGUUCACCAUCAACUGCUCCCUGAGCGUUGCAGGGAACACCUCAGACAGCAACAGCUCCUAUUGGCUCACUUUCAUUAAAACAACAGAAAAAAAGAAGUUUGUGUGUAUGCUGACAAACACCAACGGGGAUUACUUCUGUUCUGUCAAAACAUCCGAGUCAAUGCCUGAUGACUACGCAGUGACCUUUGACGAUACAGUUACCUUUGAAAUCUCGCUUUGCCACAACAAGAGUAAUGGGUCUGAAAGCUGUGAGUGUCUGGAUAAAGAAUACACGCCUUAUUCUAACAUAAAACCAAACGCUCCGUGCUGCCUCACCAUUAGCCACAACUCAAAUCAACACCACUUCACCUGGAAAAGCACCUAUGAGAACUACACUUUUUUCACCGAUCUGAUCAGUGACCUGAAGUAUCAGCUGCAUUACUACAAAAGAGGAGACAAACAUAACGUGGUAUCACAUGAUAUUAACACCGACAGUACGAAUUAUUCUGUGGAUGAUUAUGAAUUUGUGCCAGACACUGAGUACGCUGCCAGAGUGCGGUCCAGUCCUAAUGAGGCCUUUUACAUGGGAGAGUGGAGUGACUGGUCCUCAGAGGUUCACUGGAAGACGGAGUCAGCAGAGAAUGAUCUCCAGCCACACACAUUUGUUUCUGGACUGGGUAAGGUGUUCAUAGCCUUAUGUGUGAUGGUGCCAUUUGUCUUACUUCUAUGCUAUGCUCCGGUUAAAAAGUGGAGGCAAAGUGCCUUCAUCCCAACUCCAGCACCCUAUUUCCACACCCUGUACAGUGACUGCCAGGGAGAUUUCAAGAGCUGGGUGGUUACACAAGAAAACACAGCAGACAUGAUGAAAGCAGAGGAAACUCUCCAAAUUGACACGCUAGCCGAGUGUGCAGAUCUCCAGGAGGAAGCGUGUCCCCACUUCCACCACCAGUUAAUGGAGGCCAGCACGUACUGCAAUAUAGCAAGCCCAGGCUGUUCUACUUCUCUCCUGGGCAUCCCGUACGCUGUGAGCACCAUGACUCCACUGCCAGAUUUAGAGGGCUCGGGCAUGAGUCUGACCUUCAGCUCACAGCCAGGGAGCCCAGCUGAAGGAGACUCAGGGUGUUGGCUCUGCAGCCAUACGUCCCUGGAGAAGGACCCUCCCUGGUCCUGCAAGGAAUACUGCACCCUGAGUACCUUCCAGCAGACUAGUCCAGUCAAAGCAGAGCACCAUGGGAGCUCUUCAAAAUCCUGCCCAACAGGGAUCAUCAGAGUGGACGCCAUCACUGAAGCAUAAGCUGAUGUGUUUUUAUGUAGCAACUGGACAGUAAGAUAGUGCGAAGCUCAACUUUAAAUAACAUUGAGCCUAAAAUUUCAACUGCACAAUAUAUUAUUCUAAAUAAUUACUUCAAGCUAAAAAUAACUAUAGUACACUUCACUUUUUCUUCACAUUAUGUUAUAUAGGGAACACAUUUGUAAAAUGUUUCCAGCACAUUAUGUAUAAUGUUGAUUAUAUAAAAUACUAAUUGCACAAGCUUUUGCUUGCACCAAGUCAGUAAAUUGUGUAGAGGAACUGUAAACAAAACAGUUCUUACAGACCUUUGACUUUUAAUGAUUGAAUAGUUUGCUUUGUUUCUGAACCUUUAGAGGCCAAGUUUAACUUUGUGUAUAUUUUAAUCUCUUAAUAAAGAAAAUGCAAACA
This is a messenger RNA of Micropterus salmoides (largemouth bass), 1879 nucleotides long. Its product is annotated as interleukin-21 receptor. The record is from RefSeq and is a predicted model, not a curated record. Gene Ontology annotation, molecular function: cytokine receptor activity; protein binding. The transcript has 8 exons. The coding region runs from base 23 to 1474 and encodes 483 amino acids. Gene Ontology annotation, cellular component: external side of plasma membrane; membrane. Gene Ontology annotation, biological process: immunoglobulin mediated immune response; cytokine-mediated signaling pathway. Lineage: Eukaryota; Metazoa; Chordata; Actinopteri; Centrarchiformes; Centrarchidae.